Messenger RNA from Erigeron canadensis, 3795 nucleotides. RefSeq names its product DNA polymerase delta catalytic subunit. The transcript is spliced from 30 exons. The coding region runs from base 39 to 3293 and encodes 1084 amino acids. Gene Ontology annotation, cellular component: delta DNA polymerase complex. Gene Ontology annotation, biological process: DNA-templated DNA replication; DNA replication proofreading; base-excision repair, gap-filling. Gene Ontology annotation, molecular function: DNA-directed DNA polymerase activity; DNA binding; 3'-5'-DNA exonuclease activity. The record is from RefSeq and is a predicted model, not a curated record. NCBI's taxonomy places the organism in Eukaryota, Viridiplantae, Streptophyta, Magnoliopsida, Asterales, Asteraceae.
CACACACACACACACACUUUUUCUCUCAGUCAGCAACCAUGAGCAGCAACAAGAAGCGACCGGCACAACAGCCACCAGUGACACCGCAGCCACCGCCGAAGCACCACGCGGCUGCGGUAGAAGACGAUUACAUCGACGAAGAUGUUUUCAUUGACGAAGCCCUACUUGAUGAAGAUGAACUCAUUCUUCGCGAUAUGCAAGAUCGUGAAGCGCUCGCCAAUCGCCUCAAUAAAUGGAAGCGCCCGCCUUUACGCCCCGGUUAUAUCUCUCAGUCCGAGAAUAUAGUUUUUCAACAAUUGGAGAUUGAUUGUGUGAGCAAGGAGGAGGGCAACAAAGGGAUGAUUCCUAAUUCAUCUGGUCCUGCUACUAUUAUCAGAAUUUUCGGUGUUACUACUGAAGGGAAUAGUGUAUGCUGUAAUGUUCAUGGAUUUGAACCGUAUUUCUAUAUUAGCUGCCUUCCAGGGAUGGGCCCUGAUGACAUAUCUCGCUUUCAUCAAGUUCUUGAGGGGAGAAUGAGGGAAGCCAACAGGAAUAAGUAUCCCAAGUUCAUUCUUCGUAUGGAGCUAGUUCAGAAAAAGAGUAUCAUGUACUAUCAGCAGCAUAGUUCUCAGCCUUUUCUUAAAAUAGUUGUUGCAUUGCCGUCAAUGGUUGCUACUUGCCGUGGAAUUCUUGACAAAGGUGUACAACUUGACGGUUUUGGUAUGAAAAGCUUCAUGACAUAUGAGAGUAAUGUUACUUUUGUUCUCCGCUUUAUGGUUGAUUGCAAAAUCAGUGGUGGCAAUUGGAUUGAAAUUCCAGCUCACAAAUACAAGAAGACAGCAAAGAGUCUUUCAUACUCUCAGCUAGAGUUUGAUUGUCUUUAUUCAGAUCUGAUUAGCCAUGUUCCAGAAGGAGAAUUUUCAAAAAUGGCUCCAUUUCGCAUAUUGAGUUUUGACAUCGAGUGUGCUGGCCGGAAGGGCAUUUUUCCUACGGCUAAAGUUGAUCCUGUUAUUCAGAUCGCAAACCUGGUCACGCUGCAGGGAGAGGAACAGCCGUUUGUGAGAAAUGUUAUGACCUUAAAGUCAUGUUCUCCAAUAGUUGGUGUUGAUGUGAUGUCAUUUGACACAGAAAGAGAAUUUUUGCUGGCUUGGAGGGAUUUUGUUCGCGAGAUUGAUCCAGAUAUCCUAAUUGGUUAUAACAUUUGCAACUUUGACUUUCCCUAUCUUAUUGAGAGGGCAGAAACAUUAGGGAUAACUGAAUUUCCUAUACUGGGUCGCAUCAGAACUACCAGGGCUCGCGUGAAGGAUACAAAUUUUUCGUCAAGACAAUAUGGUACAAGGGAUAGUAAAGAAGUUCUGCUGGAAGGGAGAGUUCAGUUUGAUUUACUUCAGGCUAUGCAAAGGGAUUAUAAAUUAAGUUCAUACUCGCUAAAUUCUGUUUCAGCUCAUUUUCUUAAUGAGCAGAAAGAGGAUGUUCAUCAUUCAAUUAUAUCUGACCUUCAGAAUGGCAAUCCUGAGACAAGACGGAGAUUGGCUGUAUAUUGUCUUAAGGAUGCUUAUCUCCCUCAACGGUUGUUGGACAAGUUAAUGUACAUCUACAAUUAUGUGGAGAUGGCUCGUGUCACUGGUGUUCCCAUAUCAUAUCUUCUUGCUAGAGGACAGAGCAUCAAGGUACUUUCUCAACUUCUAAGGAAAGCAAAAGAGAAGAAUCUAGUGCUUCCCAAUGUGAAGCAAGCAGGAUCUGAACAAGGGACAUAUGAAGGUGCAACUGUUUUGGAACCCAGACCAGGAUUUUAUGAGAAGCCAAUUGCUACAUUGGAUUUUGCAUCUUUAUAUCCGUCAAUCAUGAUGGCAUAUAACUUAUGCUACUGCACUCUAGUGACUAAUGAAGAUGUUCGGAAACUUAACCUUCCACCUGAAUGCGUCAACAAAACUCCCUCGGGUGAAACAUUUGUCAAAUCAAAUUUGCAGAAGGGUAUACUUCCAGAAAUUCUUGAAGAACUCUUAGCUGCUCGUAGGAGGGCUAAAGCAGAUUUAAAAGAGGCCAAGGAUCCACUAGUGAAGGCUGUUUUGGAUGGUCGACAGCUGGCUUUGAAGAUUAGUGCAAAUUCGGUCUAUGGGUUUACAGGAGCUACCAUUGGCCAAUUACCGUGUUUAGAGAUAUCCUCAAGUGUCACGAGCUAUGGCCGACAGAUGAUUGAACACACAAAAAGACUUGUCGAAGAUAAAUUCACGACGCUUGGGGGAUAUGAACAUAAUGCUGAGGUGAUAUAUGGGGAUACAGAUUCAGUUAUGGUUCAAUUUGGUGUGCCCACUGUGGAUGAAGCCAUGAAACUAGGUAGGGAAGCUGCUGAUUACAUUAGUGGGACUUUCAUCAAGCCUAUCAAACUAGAAUUUGAAAAGGUUUAUUUCCCGUAUCUACUGAUCAGCAAAAAAAGGUAUGCUGGUCUCUAUUGGACAAAUCCAGAGAAAUAUGACAAGAUGGAUACAAAGGGUAUUGAAACAGUUCGAAGGGACAACUGUCUAUUAGUAAAAAAUCUGGUGAACGAGUGUCUUCAUAAAAUACUAAUAGACAGAGACAUACCAGGAGCCGUUCAGUAUGUCAAGAAUACCAUUUCGGAUCUGCUUAUGAAUCGCAUGGAUUUAUCUCUUCUGGUUAUUACGAAGGGACUGACAAAAACAGGAGGGGAUUAUGAAGUCAAGACAGCACAUGUUGAACUCGCAGAGAGAAUGAAAAAGCGAGAUGCAGCUACGGCUCCACAUGUUGGUGAUAGAGUACCAUAUGUCAUUAUCAAAGCUGCCAAAGGUGCUAAGGCGUAUGAGAAGUCUGAGGACCCAAUAUAUGUUUUGGAAAACAAUAUACCCAUAGAUCCUCAAUACUACCUUGAAAACCAGAUAAGCAAGCCACUGUUGAGGAUAUUUGAACCCAUCAUGAAGAAUGCUAGUAGAGAACUUCUCCAUGGAAGUCACACUAGAGCUAUUUCCAUCUCUACCCCAUCAACUGGCGGGAUAAUGAAGUUUGCAAAGAAGCAACUAAGCUGUGUUGGCUGCAAAGCUUUAAUCAGUAAUAAAGAUCAGACACUUUGCUCACAUUGCAAGGGAAGAGAAGCUGAACUUUAUUGUAAAUCCAUAGCUAAUGUAUCCGAGUUAGAGAAGCUUUUCGGUAGGUUAUGGACACAGUGCCAAGAGUGCCAAGGAUCUCUUCAUCAAGAUGUCUUAUGCACAAGUCGGGAUUGCCCAAUAUUCUAUCGGAGGAAGAAAGCACAGAAGGACAUGGCUGAAGCCAAAGUCCAGUUAGAUCGAUGGAACUUUUAGUAUUUUUCAAAGGUUGCAGAACAGGUACAUUGUAUUCAUUCAGCUCAGAUGAAUUUUAAUCUCUAUAUCUCCUUAAAGAAACUCAAGAACCACACGAGUAUCUCCAGAGUGUUCUGAACUAGGAAGGAAAAAAUGAAAUUUUGCACUCUGACAGCUUCUGAAUAUUGAUGCAAAGAAGCUAGAGAUUCUUUCAUUGUUUUGCUACUGAAGCCGUGAAGGUGCGUGGGAAGCGGAUAGAAAUAUAGGAUAAGUAUCAAGUCUAAAAGUUGUCAUCUUACCCAAUGUUUGAGCCAACUGUCAUCACUUGUAACCAUGUAAGCGUACUAAACAUCAGGUUAUGGUACGCUCGUAAGGCUGGUUUUGUUUACAAAAUUCCAGAUGAUAGUUUGUCAGUGUAUAGGCUCUUGAGUUCUUGUUAUGGUAUUUUGGAUUAUCUGACAAAAAAAUGUAUUAUUGUUGUAACAAGUGUAAUUCAAGUCUACUAAAUUACUCAUUUGAAUCA